Megalobrama amblycephala (Wuchang bream) is the source of this 1487-nucleotide messenger RNA. It is a transcript of the gene gpd1b, whose product is annotated as glycerol-3-phosphate dehydrogenase 1b. Gene Ontology annotation, cellular component: glycerol-3-phosphate dehydrogenase (FAD) complex; cytosol. The record is from RefSeq and is a predicted model, not a curated record. The transcript is spliced from 8 exons. Gene Ontology annotation, molecular function: glycerol-3-phosphate dehydrogenase [NAD(P)+] activity; protein homodimerization activity; NAD binding. NCBI's taxonomy places the organism in Eukaryota, Metazoa, Chordata, Actinopteri, Cypriniformes, Xenocyprididae. Gene Ontology annotation, biological process: carbohydrate metabolic process; glycerol-3-phosphate catabolic process. The coding region runs from base 116 to 1168 and encodes 350 amino acids.
UGAGGCGCGUUCACGGGCUAUUUAAAAGCGCGCGCACAGGAUUCUCUCCGGUCCGUCAGCGGCUCUCAAACACACCGAAGUCCUUCAGCCAGUCCAGCCGGGACAGACGCGCAGCAUGGCGGCCAAGAGAGUCUGCAUUAUCGGCUCUGGCAACUGGGGUUCUGCAAUUGCCAAGAUAGUGGGCGCCAAUGCAGCAAAAUACAACACGUUUGACAGCACAGUGAACAUGUGGGUGUUUGAGGAGAUGAUCAAUGGACGCAAACUUACCGAAAUCAUCAACACCGAACACGAGAACGUCAAAUACCUGCCCGGACACAAGCUGCCGCCUAAUGUGGUGGCGGUUCCAGAGCUGUUGGAUGCAGUGAAGGGUGCAGAUAUCCUCAUCUUUGUCAUCCCACACCAGUUUGUGUCCCGAGUCUGUGACACCAUCAAGGGUCACAUCAAGACGGAUGCUGUGGGAAUGUCCCUCAUUAAGGGUGUGGAUGAGGGUCCUGACGGACUGAAACUGAUCUCUGAUGUCAUUAGGGAAAAACUAGGCAUCACCAUGACCGUGCUGAUGGGAGCCAAUCUGGCCAAUGAGGUCGCUGACGAGAAAUUCUGUGAAACUACAAUCGGAUGUAAAAGCAAAGCUCACGGUCCUCUGUUAAAGGAACUGAUGCAAACACAAAACUUCCGUGUGACGGUGGUGGAGGAGGCUGAUGUUGUGGAGAUCUGUGGAGCGUUAAAGAACAUUGUCGCUGUGGGCGCUGGUUUCUGUGACGGUCUGAACUUUGGUGACAACACCAAGGCCGCCGUGAUCCGCCUGGGUUUGAUGGAGAUGAUCGCCUUCGCUCGGUUAUUCUGCACGGCCAGUCCGGUUUCUCCCGCCACGUUUCUGGAGAGCUGCGGCGUCGCUGACCUCAUCACCACCUGCUACGGAGGACGCAACCGCAAGAUCGGAGAAGCGUUCGCAAAAACGGGAAAAUCUAUCGAGGAGCUUGAGAAGGAAAUGCUGAACGGCCAGAAACUUCAAGGUCCGGCAACCGCAGCAGAAGUCCAUCAGAUCCUCAAACACAAAAACCUGGUGGAAAAGUUUCCUCUGUUUAAUGCAGUUUAUCAGAUCUGUUUCCAGGGCCAUCCGGUCAAAGAGUUCGUCACCUGCCUACAGAAUCAUCCAGAACACAUGUAAAUGUCCAUUAUGGCUUUUUUAGUUGUUUUUUCAAUAACACCAUAAAAGAGUUUUGUGACUAAAUGUUGUAAAUGAUUGGUACAUAACAUUUUAUUUUUGGCUAAAAAGCAUUGUAAAGGAAGUUCGUCCUGUUUUAAAGUCCUACACUCUUGCAAAGUAUUUUUAACAUUUCAGAUUCUGUAAUUUUGCAGCCAAUAAUGAGAAAGUGCCUUAAAGCUGAGCCCUCAAAAACUUAUUUUCUUCUUUUCUGGAAAACAGAAAGAAUUUCAUGCACUAUGUGUUCAUGUAAGAAGUGCCAUAAAAACAUAAUUCAUUCACA